Molecule: messenger RNA, 1354 nt
Organism: Nymphaea colorata (pocket water lily)
Lineage: Eukaryota; Viridiplantae; Streptophyta; Magnoliopsida; Nymphaeales; Nymphaeaceae
Product: galactinol synthase 1-like
Exons: 4
Coding region: 140-1153 (337 amino acids)
Molecular function (GO): glycosyltransferase activity
Source: RefSeq, a predicted model, not a curated record
AGUUCAGUCGAAGAGUCUAGAAGAGCUUCUUCUGCUUCCUCGGAAGUCUUCUUUCUACGACCAACCAAUCCUUCUGAGUUCCAGUUUUUCCGGUCCUAGAAUCCCUCGCUCGGUCACCGGCGAUCGGUGAACAGUAUCCAUGGCUCCAGGAGUUCCCCUCGACGUCUUUGGCGCCGCCGCUAAGGUCGCCACGCUCAACGCUGGCUACUCGAAGCGAGCGUACGUGACGUUCCUCGCCGGCAACGGUGAUUACGUGAAGGGGGUCGUCGGGCUGGCGAAGGGGUUGCGCAAGGUGAAGAGCGCGUACCCAUUGGUGGUAGCCGUAUUGCCCGACGUGCCGGACGACCACCGGAAGCUUCUCGUGUCGCAGGGCUGUAUUGUUCGGGAGAUCGAGCCCAUCUACCCCCCGGAAAACCAGGUCCAGUUCGCCAUGGCUUACUACGUGAUCAACUACUCCAAGCUCCGUAUUUGGGAGUUUGAGGAGUACAGCAAGAUGGUGUACCUGGACGCGGACAUACAAGUGUUCGAGAACAUAGACCACCUGUUUGAUCUGCCGGACGGGUUCUUCUAUGCGGUGAUGGACUGCUUCUGCGAGAAGACGUGGAGCCACUCGCCCCAGUACUCCAUCGGCUACUGCCAGCAGUGCCCUGACCGGGUGAAGUGGCCGGCCGAGAUGGGCGCACCGCCGGCUCUCUACUUCAACGCCGGCAUGUUUGUCUUUGAGCCUAGCAGGCUCACCUUCGACAACCUCCUCCAGACCCUCCAAGUCACCCCGCCCACCCCCUUUGCCGAGCAGGAUUUCUUGAACAUGUUCUUCCAACACGUAUACAAGCCUAUUCCUCUUGAUUACAAUUUGGUUCUAGCCAUGCUUUGGCGCCAUCCGGAGAAUGUCGUCCUUGAGAAAGUCAAGGUGGUUCAUUAUUGUGCUGCUGGAUCAAAGCCUUGGAGGUAUACGGGCAAAGAAGCCAAUAUGGACAGGGAAGACAUCAAGAUGCUAGUGAAUAAAUGGUGGGAUAUCUACAACGAUGAAUCUCUAGACUUCAAGAGCGGGGUUCCAGUUCCAGAGAUAGAGAGCUUGCCGAGGCCUUCUGCUCUCAUGGCCGACAUGCCAGAGCCUGCUUUCAACUUCAUCCCUGCACCUUCAGCUGCUUGAUCGAUCCUCCUCCGUCGUGGGGUCAAUGAUAUGUGGGCAACAGCCAACAUGUACAUUUGUUCUUCACAACCACGCAUCCACGCCUCGCUUCUUUUCUUUCUCUGUUUUCGUUGUCGGCGAUAACUGUUGGGUUUUCGGGGAGUCGGAUUCCCAUAUUGUAAGACCUUGUUCUUCUGGUAUAUAAUUUUUUUAUGUUCACUA